Molecule: messenger RNA, 663 nt
Organism: Phragmites australis (common reed)
Lineage: Eukaryota; Viridiplantae; Streptophyta; Magnoliopsida; Poales; Poaceae
Product: protein PHOTOSYSTEM I ASSEMBLY 2, chloroplastic
Exons: 4
Coding region: 58-366 (102 amino acids)
Source: RefSeq, a predicted model, not a curated record
UAUCCCUGUUGAAUUGGUUCAGUUUCGGAGGCCAAAGAGUGGUUGAGGCAGGCUGCCAUGGAGCUUGCCACCAGCUUGGUGACCUUGAGCUUGAGGUGGACAGCAUACAGUAGAGCUGCGGAUCGGAGCUGGAGGCCAGCCAUGGCAUCCAAACGUGGAGCUAGACUGAUGGUCUCUGCAGGUUGCAAGACAUGCAAAGGAAAGGGUGCAGUAGAAUGCCCAGGGUGCAAGGGGACUGGCAAGAACAAGAAGAACGGCAACAUUUUCGAGAGAUGGAAGUGCUUCGAUUGCCAAGGGUUUGGGCUCAAGAGUUGCCCCAGCUGCGGCAAAGGAGGGCUCACACCCGAGCAGAGAGGGGAAAGAUAAAUGCUCUAGAGGCAACAGACAUUCUCAGAUUCAGACAGUGCUCUUCCCUGCUGCCUGCCACUCUGCUUAAUAAUCGUCGUUAUCAACUACUAGUAAUAUUCGUCAUCUAGAUUAGGUGUUGAAGACAUGGAGUGCAAGAUACUGUCUCUAUCUGGGCCAAAACAUACUCGUACCUGCUCGAAAUAUGUAAUGCAGUGCUGUAUGUACAUCUUUUCAGAAACACAAAUAUGUAGCAUGUGUAUGUGUAUACCUUGGCUUGGGGUGCUUAGUGAAGGACUGAAGGGAUCUCAUUUGCAA